AUAGUAAAAAGUUAGUACCAGUUGAGUCUCAAAGAGUAAAAAAAAAAAAGCUAAAAAAAAUUAUUCAAUUAAAUUUUAUCUUUCUUGUCAUACAACCAAAUAAUAGAUACUAAUAAUUAAAAAUGGCUGAAUCUCACAGAUUAUACGUUAAAGGUAAACACAUUUCAUACCAACGUUCCAAGAGUGUCACCAACCCAAACGUAUCAUUGAUUCAAAUCGAAGGUGUUCAAAACUCCCAAGAUGCCAAAUUUUACUUAGGUAAAAGAAUCGCUUACGUUUACAGAGCUUCUAAAGAAGUUAGAGGUUCUAAAAUUAGAGUUAUUUGGGGUAAAGUUUCAAGAACUCACGGUAACAAUGGUUUAAUCAGAGCUAACUUUAAAAAGAACUUACCACCAAAGACUUUUGGUGCUUCAGUUAGAAUCAUGUUAUACCCAUCUAACAUCUAAGUGUAACCAUCUUCCUCAUAUAACCCCAACUACCACAUCCAUAAUCUAAUAAUAUCCUACUUAAGUCAAAUAUAGUUUAUCAUUAUUUAUCAAUACGUUCCACAUUUUUAAACGACAAGUUGUAUACUUGUUCAUAUUAUUCAUUAUACACUAUUAUAUCAUUGAAAAAAAAAAUUUAUUAUAUUUAAUUUUGGAGGUUUA
Messenger RNA from Scheffersomyces coipomensis, 647 nucleotides. RefSeq names its product 60S ribosomal protein eL33. Gene Ontology annotation, molecular function: structural constituent of ribosome. The record is from RefSeq and is a predicted model, not a curated record. Lineage: Eukaryota; Fungi; Ascomycota; Pichiomycetes; Serinales; Debaryomycetaceae. Bases 123 to 446 code for a protein of 107 amino acids. The transcript is spliced from 2 exons. Gene Ontology annotation, biological process: cytoplasmic translation; ribosomal large subunit biogenesis. Gene Ontology annotation, cellular component: ribosome; cytosolic large ribosomal subunit.